AACCAUUUGACAUCAAGAUAGAUGUUUACAUAAAAUCACUUGAAAACAUUGAUAACCAAGAGCGAGGCACCCGAAAGGAAAGAGCAAGAGAACUUCUUGAAAGCUUGGCGCAUUCUUUUAUUAUCGACCCUGAUGAUGAAUCAUACAUUCAAAAUAAUGUAUUUACCUCCGAAGACCUUAAAGAAAUUCGGGAUACGAGUUCAAAAGAUCUUCCUGAGACACCAACGGACCUUUUAAAAUAUAUAAGCUUUUUCCGAAGGAAAACAACGGAAGAAUUGCGGAUAGCACUUGAUACAAGACAAGACUGGGAGGGUAAAAAUUUUAAUAAAACGAGACAUUUUAAUUUUGAUUGGGUAAAAAAUUCUGUUUAUAAUUUGGUGCUAGAAUUUGAAUCUAAUAUGCUACAGCAAAGUCAUUUGGAAGCGUGGUAUAAUAUUCAUGUUUGGGCAUUCAUUGAUAAAUCGUUUAAUGAAUUGGAAGGAGUGGAUAUCGUCCGAGGUGAAUCAUGUAGUAUUGCUUCAUCAAAGCGCAAAAAUAAUAGAAGGAUAAUCCAAGGAAUUGUAAAAACGACGAGAAAAUCUAUUGGAAGGAGGGGCGAUCUUAUUGUAAGGAAAGGGCCUUACGAAUAUGGAGCUUCCGAGUUGGGAAAAGACUAUGAGGGGGACAAUGGAUCAAAAUUACUAAAAGAAAGAGGACUAAAAAGUCCGAAGAUGCUCAAAGACAUGAUAGUUGACCUGGGUAAUUUUGUCGAAUGGAAAACUGACAAGUUGCGCCAAUUUGAGCUUGUUAGUUUCAUCCACGCGGGUCUUUUCAUGAUUUUGUUACGUAUGGAUGUUCCUGCCGGAUAUAUUUGCAGGGUUACAAGGUCGGAUACCUUACAAGUACCAAACAAUGUCAGUCAAUUUGAAAAAGCUCUUAAAUGUUUGGUUUUAACAUGGAAGGCUAAGACGAUCAUAUGUAAAACAAUUAAUGUUGUUGAAGAAAUGUGUGAUGAUGACGUAUUGGAGGAUUUACAAGGAGCUGGUACCCCCGAUGCUGAGCCCCCUGUACCUCCAAUGCAAUUUGGUAUUUCUGAAAGAAGGCAUCAAGUUCUAACCCAUUCAGAAAAGAAGGACG
This is a messenger RNA of Diversispora eburnea, 1116 nucleotides long. Lineage: Eukaryota; Fungi; Glomeromycota; Glomeromycetes; Diversisporales; Diversisporaceae. The record is from the annotation of a GenBank genome assembly.